AUGGUUACAUGCUUCAAGUGUAACAAGUCUGGCCACUACGCUUCCCGUUGUUCGUUCCCAAAGAAAUCGGAAGCCAAUAACGACGCAGGUAGCAGCAGAGCAGGUCCGUCGGCAGAGCGUCGCGUGGAUGUUUGUUUAAUAAACACACCAUCUGGUUCUCUACGUCAUCACGCCGAGUCACACGAGGACGUGUGA
Molecule: messenger RNA, 195 nt
Organism: Brassicogethes aeneus
Lineage: Eukaryota; Metazoa; Arthropoda; Insecta; Coleoptera; Nitidulidae
Source: the annotation of a GenBank genome assembly